This is a messenger RNA of Sceloporus undulatus (fence lizard), 1260 nucleotides long. RefSeq names its product carboxypeptidase A1-like. The transcript has 11 exons. The record is from RefSeq and is a predicted model, not a curated record. Gene Ontology annotation, molecular function: metallocarboxypeptidase activity; zinc ion binding. Gene Ontology annotation, biological process: proteolysis. Bases 1 to 1260 code for a protein of 419 amino acids. Lineage: Eukaryota; Metazoa; Chordata; Lepidosauria; Squamata; Phrynosomatidae.
AUGGAGAGGUUUCUGUUUCUUGGUCUUCUCAUUACAGCUGCUUUUAGCCACAAGGUCUUUGUUGGAGAUCAGGUUCUCCGUAUCAAGACAAACAGUGAGGAGCAACUCGUCUUACUAAGGGAGCUGGAGGAACAGGAUGACCUGCAGAUUGAUUUCUGGAGAGGCCCAUCGAAGCCCAACCUUCCAGUGGAUCUGAGAGUCCCCUUCCAGAGCCUCCAAGCUGUCAAGGUCCUUCUGGAGUCGAAGGGCAUUCCUUACACCAUCAUGAUUGAAGACCUCCAGGAUCUACUGGACAGGGAAAAGGAGACCAUGUUGCUUUCCAGGAAGUCUGAAAGAAGUACUGGGAAAUUCAGCUUCUCUUCCUACCAUACCAUAGAGGAGAUCUACAGCUGGAUGGAUGAUUUUGUAGCUGAAAAUCCAGAUCUGGUGAGCAAAAUCCAAAUUGGAAAGAGCUAUGAAGGACGGCCCAUCUAUGUUCUGAAGUUCAGCACAGGAGGGGAGAACCGUCCGGCUAUCUGGAUUGACACUGGAAUCCAUUCUCGAGAAUGGAUCACCCAGGCCACAGGACUAUGGACAGCCGACAAGAUUGCCAAUUCAUUUGGGAAAGACUCUUCACUGACAGCCAUACUAAACUCUAUGGACAUCUUCCUGGAGAUUGUCACGAACCCCGAUGGGUUUGCUUACACUCACACCACAAACCGCAUGUGGCGUAAGACGCGGUCCAUCAAUGCUGGAUCUUCCUGCAUUGGAGUAGACCCCAACCGCAACUGGGAUGCAGGUUUUGGAGGUCCUGGAUCGAGCAGCAAUCCCUGUGCAGAAACCUACCACGGGGCCUUCCCUCAUUCAGAGAGUGAAGUGAAAUCCAUUGUGGACUUUAUCCUAAACCAUGGGAAUGUGAAAUCCGUGCUUUCCAUCCACAGUUAUUCCCAGAUGCUCAUGUUCCCCUAUGGCUACAAGAAAGAACCAGCCCCUGAUCAUGAUGAACUGAAUCAACUCGCCCAAGAGGCUGUGACCACCUUAGAAGAAGUAUAUGGCACGAAAUACACAUUCGGAAGUACGAUUGACACCAUCUACCAAGCUGAUGGAACCACCAUUGACUGGACCUAUGAAAACGGGGCCAAAUAUUCAUACACUUUUGAACUCCGUGACACAGGGCGCUACGGCUUUGUUUUGCCCGCAGAUCAGAUCAUCCCAACUGCAGAAGAAACCUGGGUGGCGCUCAUGAAGAUACUGGAACAUGUCCAUAGCCACCCUUAUUAA